Rotaria socialis is the source of this 3468-nucleotide messenger RNA. The record is from the annotation of a GenBank genome assembly. Lineage: Eukaryota; Metazoa; Rotifera; Eurotatoria; Philodinida; Philodinidae.
AUGCUGCAAACAGCAACAAUUCAAUCAAGAUUAUUGAAUGCCAAACCAUUAGGUCAACAACCAAUUACACCACAUCAUUAUUAUCAGCAACAACAUCAGCACACAUCAAAAUUUAAUAAUAAUCGUAUGAAUGAAAAACAAAUUCAACAUCCAACUAUCAGAUCAAGUCGACUAUCCUAUCCAGAAACAAAAAUGCACCGAUCAGAAAGAACAAUGGCUGUUUUAAAUGUGGACAAUCAAAUCAUCGAAUACGUGAUUGUCCUGAACAACAUUUUUUCGAAUAAGGGGGUCGGAAGAUGGCGACGAUCCCUGUGGAGAAAAAACGUCAUCACCAACAACACAUUUAAUCCUAUUUUCGUUAAAAUUUUAUGCAAUAAUACUCCACAAGUAGCACUUAUCGAUACUGGAUCGGCCAUCACUAUUAUACAUGAAAAUCUAUUAAACAUCAUUCCAUACAAAACAUUAAUAAGAAAAACAAUACAACAUCUAUCAGCAAACUGUUCAACAUUAAAUAUUAUUGGUGAAUUACAAUUAGAAAUCAACAUCAAUGGAUUAAAAACAAAAGUUACUGCUGAUGUAGCAACAAAUCUAGUUACAGACUUAAUAUUAGGAAAUGAUUGGAUUCAACCCAAUAAUGUUUAUAUUUUAACACCAGAAAAAAGAAAUAUGAUCAGAAGGCAAGGUAAAGAAGUAUCAACCCCGUUUGUAAACCCAACACUUUUGAAUUACCCAGUUACUCUCGUUAGUCAAAUUACUCUUCUUCCUUUUUCAGAAUAUCUUGUAGAAGCAAGAAUUCAACAAAACAAAAUGAUGGAUGUACUAUUUGAACCAAGUCCUCGAUUAAAAAACAAAGCAUUAUUUUUGGCAAAUGCAUUAUGCAAUAUUGAAAAUAGAAGAAUGAAAAUCAAUAUAAUCAAUGCAACGAAUCGACAACAAACACUUUCCAGAGGAACAAAAUUAGGCAUAGCGACACAAAUAUCUGCUACAAUCGGCGUUACCGUAUCAUCAGAUAAUUUAAAAGAACGCAUUCCAAACGGAAAAGCGUGUACGGGGCCCAUUCCGAAAGGGAAAGGAGCGAUUACAUUGAACGAGGUUAACACCGAAAAUAAUUCGAUUACAGCAUUACAUAAGAAACAACAUCAAUGUCGUGAGUGUCAUCAAAAUUUCGAAACGAAUAAUGAUUUGUUUAAACAUCUCAGAAACAAAUGUUAUCCAGAAGAGAUAAGACAGCAAAUCAAUAAAUUAAUCGAACAUAUUAGAGAUGAAAAACAACGAGAACAAAUUUUAAAAAUACUAUGGAAAUAUGGAAAAUUAUUUGACAUCAGUGAACCAUCAAAAAUUGAUAUAACAUUAAAAAAUGCUAUCGACACAGGUACACAUCGUCCAAUUCAUACUCCACCAUAUAGAAAGUCCAACAAGGAUCAAGAAACAUUAAACAAAGAAACAGAUAAAUUGUUAAAAAAUGGUAUUAUUGAACAUUCGACAUCUCCGUGGUCAUCACCAGUCGUAUUAGUAAAAAAGAAAGAUGGAACAACAAGAUUUUGUGUAGAUUAUCGUCGUUUAAAUCAAAUUACAACAAAAGAUGCAUUUCCUCUACCAAGAAUUGAUGAUAUUUAUGAUCAGUUAACAAAAGCAACACACUUUACUAAAUUUGAUUUCAAAUCAGGAUACUUUCAAGUACCAUUAGAUAAAGCGGAUCGACCGAAAACAGCAUUCUCCACUCGGGAUGGACAUUUUCAAUUCAAGGUAUUACCACAAGGACUUACAAAUGGACCACCAACUUUUCAACGUAUUGUUAAUCAAAUAUUAGGUCCAAACCGAUGGAAACAUGUACUUGCCUACAUCGAUGAUAUUAUUAUUUAUUCAACAAAUUUUAGUGAACACAUACGACAUAUUGAAGAAGUAUCUCGAACGGAAAUAUUAUUUCUUGGUCAUGUAAUCAAAGCAGGUACUAUUAAACCAGAUCCAGACAACAUUCGUGGUCUAACAGAAACACGUGAACCAACAUCAGCUGAAGAAGCUUUCAGAUUCGUCAAAGCAGCAGAAUAUUAUCGAAAAUUCAUCCCAAAAUUCUCAACAAUCGCUGCACCUGAUCUCAUUCUAGGUUUACCAGAUGAUGCAUUGCCAUUCAAAUUACAAACAGAUGCCUGCGUGGACGGCAUUGGAGCCGUACUACUACAAGUUACUCCCGAUGGAGAUCGACCAUUAGCAUUUAUGUCUAAGAAAUUAACAAAAACUCAAACCAAUUGGCCAACAAUUGAACAAGAAUGUUUUGCAAUAGUACAAGCAGUGGAAAAAUGGGACAAAUAUCUACGUGGAUGUGAAUUUAAAUUAGAAACUGAUCAUGAACCAUUGGUAAAUUUUUCAAAUAAAGAACAAUUAAAUAAACGAUGCAACCGGUGGCGAUUAAAACUUGCUGAAUACAGAAUACACGUCAAACAUAUUCAAGGGAAGAAAAACAAUAUGACAGAUUAUUUCUCAAGAUCACCAGUUGAAGCAGCUGAAGAAGAUAUUGACGAAAGAAUUCAAUAUGAGUCAAAAUUCACACAAACAGAUUUACCAUUACCACCAUUAGACAAGUUAAGUCCAUUAAAAAUAACAACAGCAAUUACUCGAGCUCAAGCCAAAUUACAACAACAAACAACGAUAGCACCAUCCAACACAACAACCAAUGGAAAAAUAAAUGAGCACAUUCCACAAGGGAAAGCAGUGAUUGAUAAAGAAUCAAUCUCGGACCCACUGGACGAAAAUCCAAAUAAAAUUAUUCCAUUCGACAUGAACGAUUUAAAACAAUGGCAAGAGGAAGACAAGACAGUACAAGACAUAAAAAAGAAUAUUCGAAGUAAGAAAAAUUAUUUUAUUGAAAGUGGUAUACUAUUUAGAAAACAACAAAUGCCACUUCCAUCAGUACCAUUUGUUCCAGCCGGACGAAUACGUGCUGAUAUAUUGAAAAUUUAUCACGACACACCCGGUAAUGGAGCUCACUUUGGACGUGAUAAAACAACAAGAAAAAUUCAAGAACGUUAUUAUUGGCCAACAAUGAUAACUGAUAUUAGAAAUCAUUUAAACUCAUGUUUGCCAUGUGCACAAAACAAUCAUCGCCGUCAAAAAUUACCAGGAGCAUUGAGACCAAUAAAACCACCAGAAGGAAUUUGGAAAUUUUUAAGUAUGGAUUUUCAUGGACCAAUAGCUCCAACAUCCAAACAAGGAAAUAGAUAUAUUAUAUCGCUGACAGACAUAUUAUCAAAAUUUGUAAUUACAAAAGCUGUUCGGGAUUGUUCAGCAACAACGGCUGUAAAAUUUCUUAUCAAUGAUGCCAUAUUAAAAUAUGGAACUGCAACAUGUAUUUUAACUGAUAAUGGUACUCAUUUUACUGCUCAAAUUAUGAACAAUUUAUUUCAACACCUUGGGGUCACUCAUUUAUAUUCUACAGUAUAUCAUCCCCAAACAAAUGGACAAAUCGAAUGA